CUCAAAGCAGAAUCCUCCACGGCGCAUGAGGACGAUUUUUUCAUAUAGAAGUGGCAAUUCAAGCCUGACCCGCUCUCCGAUAUGAAUAGUGAGAUUCUCAAAGGGAACUGCCAUCAAGUGAUUCAGGUGAACGUAUCGUAAUGUCUCCAAUGUCGGAGGACAUGGGCCAGAACAGCCGAUACGUGCCAAAUACUUCUGAACAUCCAUUGUUUUGCAAAGAUCGCCGUGAUGCCUCCUCCUGAAACAAUGUACUGCGCCCAGCAGAUCAACAUCCCUCCAGAGCUGCCUAAUAUUUUAAAGCAAUUCACAAAAGCUGCAAUUAAGACACAGCCACAUGAUGUGCUGCAAUGGGCAGCUGACUAUUUUUCAGCAUUAUCAAAAGGUCAGGGUCUACCAGUCAAGGAGAAGCUGGAAAUGCCAGUGGCAACUCAGAAAACAGACACAGGACUUACACCAGGCCUUCUAAAGAUCCUUCAUCAACAGCUCACAUCUAAAGAAAUCAUUACAAAAGAGGAGCUCCUUUUGAAGUGGAAAGAUCUGUGCUUGCCAAUCGAACAGCUUGACACAAUCCUCGCCCUUGGAAACUUCAGUGAAAAUAUCAAUUGGAUGCAGUUUUUUGCUCUAGGAUGCAGUGCUUUGGGUGGGACCAUCAUGAGUGCUUUGAAACAUGCAUGUGAAAUACUCACAGAGGACCCUGAGGGUGGUGCAGCCCAGAUUCCUUUCGACACAUUUCAGAGGCUGUACACAUACUUGGCCCAUCUGGAUGGAGAAAUUCCUGAAGAACAGAUCGACAGCUUCUUGCACCAUUUAGAGGAAGAAUGCCAAGGAGGAAUGGUGCAACCUUCAAAUUUUACAAGCUUCCGAAGCGCUGAGGAGUAGAAUCCAGUACAGAUGGUCCUCAGGUGGCAAUAUCUUACAACACGCUCAAAAAUAUUGAUCCUAGUUACUGUGUCCUGCGUUUGCCCUCUUUAUUCUGUAUGUUGUGAUGUGAUUGGAUUAUUUAACCAAAAUAAAUCCUCAAAACUA
This is a messenger RNA of Ctenopharyngodon idella (grass carp), 1026 nucleotides long. RefSeq names its product rhophilin associated tail protein 1-like (gene ropn1l). Bases 229 to 879 code for a protein of 216 amino acids. Lineage: Eukaryota; Metazoa; Chordata; Actinopteri; Cypriniformes; Xenocyprididae. The transcript is spliced from 6 exons. The record is from RefSeq and is a predicted model, not a curated record.